CAUACGCAGCACCGUCUACUUAGGAAUUCCACGAAAUAUCCAUCGUAUUAGUUGUUGAUUUCAUGUGAAAGGAAAAAUCUCGAGUGUGUCUCCAAGGUGAACCAUGGACCGUGGAACGCAGCAGCAGCAGCAGCAACGCAAUAAGCGACGCGAAUCGAAGCGUAAGCCAGGUCAGAAACCCAAGAAACCCGGUUCCCGGUCCGAUGAGUCUCUACAUCCGAGCUACACCAACCUGCAGCCACCAUACUCCGCCGUCUGUCGCCAACGAUAUCAUGCCAGCUUGGUGGAGUACGAGAAGCAAUUUAACCGCGAGUUGAAAAGCCUGGAACUGAUGCAGAAUUCGGCUUACGAUUCCAUGCGAUUCCAUCGACACUUUGCGAUUACGACGCUCUGGCCACCACUGCACACACGCAAGGAGAUCGAAUUUGUUUUGGAUAAAUUCUUCCGCCACUCGGAACGACAAACACGCCGCCUGCACGACAUCAUGAAGGCACCCGUAUACUGA
Anopheles aquasalis is the source of this 505-nucleotide messenger RNA. RefSeq lists its product as uncharacterized. NCBI's taxonomy places the organism in Eukaryota, Metazoa, Arthropoda, Insecta, Diptera, Culicidae. The record is from RefSeq and is a predicted model, not a curated record.